AGAGCAAUAUUUAACAAAGGGUGAAAUUUGAUGUAGUGACAAGAGAAAGAGAGAAAAAGAUACCAGGUUAGAGGAAAGACGAAAUUAAUCUGAUCUAAAAUAUAAUACUUUGACUACUAAUUUGUUGACUUUACAAUUAAUUGUCAUCAAUUAAAGUCAGGUUUAGUUUUGCAAAAAUAAGACUUCUAAAGGUUUUUCUUAUUACUGUCUUUUUACCUAUAAAAGGAUGGCUACCUGGACAAAUAACUACAUGUUAAGCUUUAUAAUAUGCUUAUGUGAGUGAUUAAUAUGAUGCAUAAUUCAUAUAUUAAUAAAUAAACAACAGUUACUAAUAACAAUACCUACUUCUUAAUUUUAGCAUUUAUUAGUGUAUCAAGUAAAAAUACUCUUGAUGAAGCUAAACCAGGCUAUAUAUCAUGUUUUGAAUCGGCUAAAGCUUGUACAACUUCGUCAAAAAUGCCUAUUAAUUUUAUUGAUACCCUAUCAACUAGUUUUAAACUAAAAAUUAAAGAAGAGAGCUUUUCUAAUAAGGACUAUAAACCAUUUUGGAUUAAUAUGAUUGGUCUUAGCAAGGAACCUAGUUGGGAAAGUGGGAAAAAGUCACCAAUUCAAGUAUCAAAUAAUCGUUCAUUAUCUUGCGGAGUUUUACUUAAAAAUGGUCAAUUUCUUUUGGACGACUGCAGCAAAAAUAUUACAAUAUUAUGUGAAAAAGAAACAACGAACACAGAUGAUUGUCUAAAUAUUGAUAAAUUAUCAUCCGACGACUAUUUUGAAACAAAUUGGUUAAAUGGAAGGGAAAAGUGUCGAUCAAUCAAGGGUACUAUGAUUGAAAUUUUAACGGAGAAGAAUAAAGAUAUUAUUCAAGAUUAUAUGAAAAAAAAUUCAUUAUCUUCUAUAUGGAUUGGUUAUACCAAUAUUGAAUGGACGUAUAUAAAUACGUCCUUACCUUUCGAGUCCAAUUCGUCUAUAUGCGUCUCCUACAACUUGAAUGACAAAGUGUAUAACAUCAACGCAAAUACUGCUAAUAAUAUCUGUCAAAAUGAUUCAAUUAGUGAUAAAGGCAUACCGAAAGUUAUAUUCAACGACAAAAUUAAUAUAUGCUCACCAGAAACUUCAACUCCUAAGCCAAACAAUGACAAAUCAAAGAAUAAUGACAAUGAUGAUGACAGGGUUGAUAUACCAAGCGUUUUUCCAACCUUAUCUUAUGUUUUGUUGGGUGUAUUGUUCCUCUUCUUUUUCCUUGUUCCAUUUAUACUAUUAAGUUUAACUGUAAAGGAAAAGGAUAUAAAUCAAGAUUAUCAAUUGAACACAACUUCAAGAUCAAAUAAAUAUCAAAUUAAUUAA
Molecule: messenger RNA, 1344 nt
Organism: Dimorphilus gyrociliatus
Lineage: Eukaryota; Metazoa; Annelida; Polychaeta; Dinophilidae
Source: the annotation of a GenBank genome assembly